GCGUAUUGGUGUAGUUGCUAAAACCCAAAGUAAUUAAAAAUCAAUAAAGAAAGAGAAGGAAGAAAAAAAAGAAGAAAUCAGCAAAAACAUAUAUAUUAUAUCAUGAGGCAUGCAGCAGGCAGCAGUGUGGUAUUAGGGUUCGUAAUAUUAUGCGUGGUGAUGGUGGUGGAUGCGGACACGAGCCCUAGCCAGUGCAAGCAGGAGAACAACAUUCUGAUUAGUGCAUGCAAGCCAGUUUUCAUGGGGCAGAAGGCUUCUGCGUACUGCUGCCAACGCUUUAGGAUUAUGCACUUCGAGUGCGUCUGCCCUCUCGUUACUCCCAAGCUCACUAAUUUGAUCAACGUCCAGCAUACCAUUCAGCAGAUUCGAGCUUGCGGAAAGCGUGUCCCUCACAACUUCAAGUGUGGCAGUAUCACCACUUCAUAGAAGACAGCGGUCGAUCCUAUCAGAAUCAGUAUAUAUAGUUAUAUUUAAUACAAUAAUAUGAAUUACAUACUUUGAAGUUGAAUUCAUGUACUGGUGAGCACAUGAGUGUUGCAGGAGAGGAAGAAAGGAUGCGAAAAUUGUAUUAUUUAGUAUCCAUAAAUAAGUGGAACUAAAAAAUUUCAUUUUUAUUG
Pyrus x bretschneideri (Chinese white pear) is the source of this 617-nucleotide messenger RNA. RefSeq lists its product as uncharacterized. The record is from RefSeq and is a predicted model, not a curated record. NCBI's taxonomy places the organism in Eukaryota, Viridiplantae, Streptophyta, Magnoliopsida, Rosales, Rosaceae. The transcript is spliced from 2 exons. The coding region runs from base 103 to 426 and encodes 107 amino acids.